Messenger RNA from Sebastes umbrosus (honeycomb rockfish), 2053 nucleotides. RefSeq names its product glucose-6-phosphate isomerase a (gene gpia). NCBI's taxonomy places the organism in Eukaryota, Metazoa, Chordata, Actinopteri, Perciformes, Sebastidae. The record is from RefSeq and is a predicted model, not a curated record. Gene Ontology annotation, cellular component: cytosol. The transcript is spliced from 18 exons. Gene Ontology annotation, biological process: glucose 6-phosphate metabolic process; glycolytic process; gluconeogenesis. Gene Ontology annotation, molecular function: carbohydrate derivative binding; monosaccharide binding; glucose-6-phosphate isomerase activity. The coding region runs from base 131 to 1792 and encodes 553 amino acids.
UCCUCCACCUCCUCCUUAUCAUCACCACACGGAGACCAGACCAGUCCAGCAGCACCAAGCAGGUCGGAGUGAAACACGGGACCCUCUCUACCACCAGAACAUCACCAGAACCAGUAGCACCAGCAGCACCAUGGCUCUCACCGCCGACCCGUCCUACCAGAAGCUGGAUCAGUGGUACCGAGCUAACGCCGGCAGCCUCCGCAUGAGGGACAUGUUCGAGUCCGACCAGGACCGCUUCAACACCUUCAGCACGACUCUGCAGACGGACGAAGGAGAAAUCCUGCUGGACUACUCCAAGAAUCUGAUCAACCAGGAAGUGAUGGACAUGCUGCUCGCCAUGGCCAAGUCCAGGGGAGUGGAGGAGGCCCGAGAGAAGAUGUUCUCUGGAGAGAAAAUCAACUUCACCGAGGGUCGUGCUGUGCUCCACGUCGCUCUGCGUAAUCGCUCCAACACGCCCAUCCAAGUGGACGGUAAAGACGUGAUGCCGGAGGUGAACCGCGUGCUGGAGAAGAUGAAGACCUUCUGUCAAAGAGUGCGUAGCGGCGAGUGGAAAGGCUUCAAUGGGAAGAGCAUCACAGACGUAGUGAACAUCGGCAUCGGAGGCUCUGACCUGGGCCCUCUGAUGGUGACGGAGGCUCUGAAGUCGUACUCGGCCGGUGGACCAAACGUUUGGUUCGUCUCCAACAUCGACGGGACACACAUGGCGAAGACCCUCGCUCAGCUCAACGCAGAGACCACGCUCUUCGUCAUCGCCUCCAAGACGUUCACCACUCAGGAGACCAUCACCAACGCAGAGUCUGCCAGGGAUUGGUUCCUCCAGACAGCCAAAGACAAAUCUGCUGUUGCCAAACACUUUGUAGCUCUGUCCACCAACGGAGUCAAAGUGAAGGAUUUUGGCAUCGACACAGCGAACAUGUUUGAGUUCUGGGAUUGGGUCGGAGGUCGUUACUCUCUGUGGUCAGCCAUCGGUCUGUCAAUCGCCCUGCACAUAGGCUUUGACAAGUUUGAGCAGCUUCUUGCAGGAGCUCACUGGAUGGACAACCAUUUCCGCAGCACCCCUCUGGAGCAGAACGUCCCCGUCCUGCUGGCUGUUCUGGGCGUCUGGUACAUCAACUUCUUCCAGGCCGAGACUCACGCCAUGCUGCCCUACGACCAGUACAUGCACCGCUUCGCUGCAUACUUCCAACAGGGCGACAUGGAGUCUAACGGGAAGUCCAUCACCAAAGAUGGCGUCCGUGUCAACUACAACACCGGACCAAUCGUGUGGGGCGAGCCCGGGACCAAUGGACAGCACGCCUUCUACCAGCUUAUCCACCAAGGAACUCGUAUGAUUCCUGCUGACUUCCUCAUUCCUGCUCAGUCUCAGCAUCCAAUCAGAGACAACCUCCACCACAAGAUCCUGGUGGCGAACUUCCUGGCUCAGACAGAAGCUCUGAUGAAGGGAAAGACUUCUGAGGAGGCUCGUAAAGAGCUGGAGGCCGGAGGCCUGAAGGGAGAUGCUCUGCAGAAGCUGCUGCCUCACAAGGUUUUUGAGGGAAACAAGCCGAGCAACUCCAUUGUUUUCAAGAAGCUGAGCCCGUUCAUACUGGGAGCUCUGGUUGCCAUGUACGAGCAUAAGAUCUUUGUGCAGGGCGUCAUGUGGGACAUCAACAGCUACGAUCAGUGGGGCGUUGAACUCGGGAAGCAGCUGGCGAAGAAGAUCGAGCCGGAGCUGAAGGACGACUCCGAGGUCACCUCCCACGACUCGUCCACCAACGGCCUCAUCAGCUUCCUGAAGAAGAACUUCGCCUGAAUCCUCCUGUAUCGGACCACUUCCUGUAUCAGACCUCCUCCUGCUGUGUCAGACCUCCUCCUCCUCCCACCGUGUAGUCCUCUCUCAUUGGCUGGAAUCCUGUUCACUGUAUGUCUGUAGACGUGUUUCAAAGGGCAUUUAUCAGUUGCUUUGGUCUGGAGGACAAAGAGAGAUGUGCAGAUAUUACUGUAGGUGACGACAUGUCCCACUUUAACAUAGCCAGCACUCACUUUCAAAAUAAAAGUCCUGUUUGUCACUGAA